CAUCAAACCGCACGGAUAUGGCGACCGCCGUGCCGUCGUAUCUUCGGUCGACGUCAAGCAGCAAGGCGAAACGAGAGGCUAAGAAUGACAAGCCCAAACCCGUGGACUUUCCUGUGCGAAGGGCGGUCCCCUCUGGCACGUCGUCUGCCGAAGAUCUGUUGUACCGAGUGCGUCCUCCCGCAGUCCCCAUCUCGAUAGCUAUCCCUCCCCCCUCAAAGUCCCCGAAACUUGAGUCCGCAGGUGGAGCGACGUCAAGUGUUUUGCAGUCCAAAUCAUCGGUGGAAACAAGGCAAAGCAAGGUACCCAGGUCCGAUUCGCACGAGAAUAGACAACGUACACUUCCAGCAUCAACGACAUCACAGCGCAAUGUCCCAAACUACAUGCGACACACAGUCAGUCGCGGAUACAAAGACGGAGACUUGCAUCACCCUGGAGAAUCGUCCAAGGUGGUCAAAGCAAGGGAGGUCCCUACGCCCAUGGGAAGAGAUUUCACGAAUUUGGCAACUUCAACAAAACGAACGGUGUCAAUGCAGCAACGAACAUCCAGGUUACAAAGUUCCCUCUCCAAGCAGCAGACGACAGUAAGGGCGGUUCGUCGCAGCGGUGCUCCAAGAGUCGACCAAGGAAUCCAGCGGAGGAUUGCAUCGUUACCUUCCGAAAACCAAGACAAUGCUUCACUGGAAGCCUUUCCCGAUGCAUGUCAGGCGAUCCCCGAAGAAGAAAAGGCAUCGUCGCCCAUCAUUCCGUUUGCAGAUCCGUCGCCCGUGACUCGAGACGGGGCUGGCGCCAACCUGUCCAAGCGCAGUUCGACUUCCCCCAUUUCGGCAAGUGCGAAUCAAAGAGGCACGGACUCUAUUUCAAGUACUGUCGAUGGCAUCGUACCGUCAUUGCGCGAAGACAUUCACCGCCUUUCUUUGCAAGUGCACGAGAAGGAGGUCGAGUGCAGUCAAGUCCUAUCCACGCUACGAGUUGCCGAACAAAACAUGGAAAAAAUGACAACGGCAUGCAUGCAAUACAAGCAAAAGUCCGAGGCGUACGCAGAGUCGACGUUGACGCUGAAGCGGCAACUCGACACGCUUUCGCAAGAACUGAUUGAGAGCAAGAUGCAACUCAGCGACUUCAGAAAAGCCACGUUGAGUGCAACUACUACGCCACCACCUGCACCGUGCGACGAGAACGUUAUAGCACUCAAGCUCCAAGUCUCGACAUUGGAAUCGGAAAAGAUCGAGAGUGCAAAGCAGCUCGAGAACUUGAAUCGCAUUUGCGGCGAGCUGCAAAUCCAAGUGAAAGCGUUCGAAUCGAGCGAGUUUGAGUGGCGAUCCGAACGAGAAAAGCUCGUCAGCCAGGAGAAAUCGUUGCGGGACACGUCAGAUGGUCUGCAACAAGAGGUUCGACAUUUGAAAAAGCAGAACGACGAUGUAUUGAGUCAAUUGACCCAAGCGAACGCCGCAAAGCCGGCAGAAGUCGACAUCACCUCUUUACGCGACCAAAUCAAUGCACUUACAAGCGACAAGGAGCGUUUGGUGGUCAAAUGCCAGUCUCUCGAAACUAUGGUUCUGACCCAAACGGCGGAAAUCAACGAGCUCACGGAAGCACACAUCGUGUUUCAAGAGCAAGAGCAGUCUCUGGUCAGGCAAAUCGUCGAUAUGAAGGACCAGCUGGCAUCGCAACAAGCUGUGGCGUCAUUACUGAAGAAUCAAGUGUCUACAGCAGAGAAGCAGCUAGCUGUGGUUACUGUCGAGCGCGACGAAGCUGCGCAAUCGUUUGCUACUGAACGAUCUCAACUUGAAGAUGAUAUCAAACAACUCGAGCAAGCAAAGAUCGCUUUGGAAUCCCAGGCAGUGAAUGGCGCUGCUAAGCAAACUCAAGCGGAUUUCACCAUUCAAGAAUACAACCGACGUGUCGACGCAGCCCAGGCAGCAACGGGACUGUGCGACAUUGAUUUUGCAAAUGAAUGCACCAAACUGAAUGCCGAAAUUACUACGUACAAGUCGAUGAUCGAGUCGUAUGAAGUCGAGCUGUCCGAGGUAAAAGACAAGCUCGCGGAGGCCACAGCAGAUCUUUUGGUGCAGCGAGGAAUCGGCGACGAGACAUCGAAACGCGUCGCUGCACUGGAGAGCGAGGUGCAUCGUUUGGAAGAAUCAACACAUCGACUUCACGAUGCCGAAGCAACUCUUGCACAGUUGAACACAGAGUUGAGCGUAGAAAGGAACUCGACGGCAGACCUUCGAUCGGAGCUUGCGCGCACCCUCAGCUGCGUCGAGUCUUGCGAAGCUCAAGUGGACAAACUCGAACGGGACCUCGUCGCUGUCGGUGAAACGAACAAGGAGCAUGUGAUUCGCAACGGGCAGUUGGAAGAAAAAAUUGCAGCCUUGAAAGGAGUCGCUGACGUUGAGAAGGAAGAGCGCGAACGUGUGACGCUGGAAUUGCACAACACGACGAUCGCCAAGGCCACUGCGAUAACGUCGCUCGAAGAUGAAGUCGUUGGUUUGCGACAACAGCUGGAUAUUAUGAAGCAGCAAGCAGCCAUGGUCGAAAACGUGGAAAAAGCACUUGCCCAACAAACGGCGCUCGUUGAAACGUAUGCCACUGAUGUCGCCCGAUUGGAUGAGAUUACCAGCGACCGAAACGCGCUCCUUCUAGCCAAGCGUUCGUCCGAUGCGACCAUUGCGUCGCUUCGCCAAGAAUUGUCCACACUUGACUCAAAGUUGACCAAAGUUGUCGCAGACUGUGACCUUCGACUUGGCGAAGCGCAUUCAGAAUUGGAAAGCGUCAAGAUUUCUCUCGUAAAGUCCCAAGACCUCAUGACGGAAGCCAGUGCUUGGAAAGAAAAAUACGACGCGCUUCGACGCGAAGCUGAUCGUCAUGCUAUGGACAUGGACUCGGCGGUGGAAGAACAAGCACGCGCGAAUGCAAACACCGAACGAUACAAAACAAAACUCGACGAAAUCGAAGGCAAACUCGAGGAGACGCAAUCAUCGUUGCGCACUUCCCAAGGGCAAGUGCAAGCGCUCACCACCGAGGUGAACGGACACCAGUCAUUGGCAGCUCUCAACAAUGCCAAGAUUGCUUCUCUCGAGUCGGAGCUUCAGACGUUGCAGUUUCAAUUGGAACAAGCCCGAGACUUGAGAUCAACCGAAUUCGAGCAAGUUCUGGCGGACCAAACCUCGAAACUUGACGCGCAAGACCACAAAUUAAUCGAAGCGCAGCAACGAGUCACUGAACUGUCCGAGGAAAACGACCGGCUCAAGCAAGAUAACGUUGCUGGGCGUGACAAGCUAUCCAGUUGCGAUGCCGCUAUGGAGGAGCUGCGACGUCAUGACGAAUCCAGUCGCGACAAGAUCAAGUUACUAGAGCUCAAACUCAAGGAACUCAACGAUGAACGCCAGCUAGCCCAAUCGCGAAUGCUGCAGUUGGAAGCGCAAGUUCGAGCUCUCUCCAGCGUCCCGGAACCAUCCAUCUCAACAGUUCAGCCAAGUGAGAGUGCUGCCGAGGCAACCAUGCCAAUGGCAACAAGCGGUGUGAUCAUACUUCACGGCGAUGCGUCGGAAAUCUAUGUGGGUCUUGCGGACGAAAAGUCGGAUCCAUCGAUCACGCCAUCAUCCAUCUUGCCGGCUCUUGCAGCUGUGCCGCGUGGCGGAAUCGAAGAACUGCACCGUGUGCUCCAAGGCUCUUCGUAUAUUGGGACUGGAUCCCUGCGCGCAGGCUAUGAUAAUGGGUAUUUCCUCGGCAAAGAUGCAACGAAUGUCUUGUACGAUCACCCAGACCCUGCCCUUCGUGGCAUCAUGAAGGAAGAACGGAUAUUUUCCAAGGGUGCCAUCGCGUCGUUCGUUUAUUUUGAAGGCAUCUUGAAGCAAGCGUUGGCUUGUGUCGGUGCCGAAUCCCAUCCUGACGCUUUCAAGCUUGUUAUGACACACAAACCGCUGAUCGACAAGGGCCAACGUGAAAAGAUCGUGCACUCGCUGUUCGAAUCGGGUCAACUGCAAGGCGUCUUCUUAACGACGGACGCCCAGAUGAGUCUCCGCGCGGUGGGGAAAGCGACGGGGUUGAUUGUCGAUGUGGGGGCCGACGCCACCUAUAUCGUUCCAAUCUUCGAAGACAUGGUGAUGGAGCAUGCCGUGUUGAAGGUCAAAUUUGGCGAAGAUCAGCUGGUGAAUUUCAUGGUAUCAAUGCUGCUGUCUCAAGACUGCGAAGACUUCCACAAGAUCCCACUGAGGUCGCAGCGGCGCAUGGCCCGAACGAUAUUGGCAUCGAAUGGGCUCGUUGCCAUGGAUUUCUUCGACAUGACGGAGAAAUACGGCGGAUUCCGCCGCAAAGACGUUCAUGUGCUGCCAACUCUAGACCAUCCCUUCGUGUGGGUCAAGGACACCCCGCCAUCUUCCGAACAGCACCCGCUCCAUGCGACUUAUUCGCAACAACUACCGAGCGGAAACGUCCUCAGUAUGGCGUACGACAUUGAGCGGUUUAUCUGCCCGGAACUGCUGUGGACUCCAUCACUCGACCCAGACUGCACAUGCGACACCCCUCUCCACGCUGCCAUUUUGAAGUCCAUCUCGCUGUGCGAUGAGUUCCUCCAGAGCGACUUGAUCGCCCAAGUGGUGUGCUGCGGCAGCGUGUGUGCCCUCCCUGGCUUCAAAGAUCGACUCAGCCACGAAAUCCAAAAGGCCAUAGGCCAUCAAGCCGUCCAUGUCGACGUGGUUCGAAAGACCCAGUACGCGCCGUUUGUCGGUGCGAGCAUGUACGUCAAGGGUCUUCGCGACGGCGUCUGGAUCAGCCGCGACGACUACGACGCCCGGGGACCUGCCAUCGUUCAUUCCAAGUGCUUCUGAUCAAUACACACUCAUGUCAACCAACGAUUCUGCCAUGUCGCCGACUAUUCCUUGGCCAUUUCUUUCCACUUGUGCUUCAGGUCAUGAGCUGUCUUGGCCAGCGUGGUAUUUCUACCAAAUUCCACAUCAGUGAGAUACCACGAUGCACGAGCAGCAUUCGUACUUGGCCUUUCGCAAUUUGGACACAACGAGA
This is a messenger RNA of Aphanomyces invadans, 5022 nucleotides long. RefSeq lists its product as hypothetical. The coding region runs from base 18 to 4829 and encodes 1603 amino acids. The record is from RefSeq and is a predicted model, not a curated record. The transcript has 9 exons. Lineage: Eukaryota; Oomycota; Saprolegniomycetes; Saprolegniales; Verrucalvaceae.